This is a messenger RNA of Ustilago hordei, 642 nucleotides long. RefSeq lists its product as uncharacterized. The transcript has 2 exons. Bases 1 to 642 code for a protein of 213 amino acids. The record is from RefSeq and is a predicted model, not a curated record. NCBI's taxonomy places the organism in Eukaryota, Fungi, Basidiomycota, Ustilaginomycetes, Ustilaginales, Ustilaginaceae. Gene Ontology annotation, cellular component: endoplasmic reticulum membrane. Gene Ontology annotation, biological process: endoplasmic reticulum to Golgi vesicle-mediated transport.
AUGGGGUUUCGUAGCGGCUUUGUAAUCUCGAGCACAUCGUUCCUGUUCGGCGUGAUCUUCGUCGCCUCAAUCUACGACUUCCCCCUCCUCUACUUCUCCGAGCUCACGGACACUGCCGUCGAUGCUGCUGAACGUUUCUACCUCUCCCUCUUCAACGCCCCUCUUGCCGUCUCUGCCCUCAUGCACGGUAUGAUGGGACUUGGCAUCAUCGGUCUUGUCGCUAAACUUCACCGAUGGAACGAACUCGCCAAGUACUUUGACGGUGGAUCCCUCGUUCUCUUCAUGGGUGCUGUUUGCAUGUACCUUGGUGUCUCGGUCCCCAACCUCCGUCUCAUUUCUGAUCCUACCAACGUUAAGCUUUUGCUCUCUUCAGCCAUUCAGACUCAGCGUCAGUCGCAAUUGGAAGCUUUCGAGAAAGGAGAGUCGGACUUCAAGCCCACGGAUGGACCCAUGACUCAAGACGAGAAGGUCGCCGCCAUUAGGAUCAUCAGCGCUAGCAACACUAUCUGCGCUGUUUUAUUGCUGGGUGUGCUUGUCCUGCAGGUCAGCGAAUGGUAUUUGUCUAGACAGGACGCAAUUGAGGCCGAGAAGAGGAGGAGGAAGCAGGCUAAGGAACUUGCUGAGGCUAAAAAGGACAAGUGA